Macrobrachium nipponense is the source of this 1466-nucleotide messenger RNA. It is a transcript of the gene Gpb5, whose product is annotated as thyrostimulin beta-5 subunit-like. Gene Ontology annotation, biological process: G protein-coupled receptor signaling pathway. The transcript has 5 exons. Gene Ontology annotation, molecular function: hormone activity. Bases 167 to 793 code for a protein of 208 amino acids. NCBI's taxonomy places the organism in Eukaryota, Metazoa, Arthropoda, Malacostraca, Decapoda, Palaemonidae. Gene Ontology annotation, cellular component: extracellular region; cytoplasm. The record is from RefSeq and is a predicted model, not a curated record.
UAGAAGUUUAGAUCAGAUCGUCUUCGCUUCGAUUGUUGAUCGGAGCAACAGCUGAGGGUCUGGUCCUUCUUGAAAUAUUGUUCUGAAAGUUCAUUUUUGCUUUUGUGACUUACACAGGAUCGUUUCGGUGACGCAACCCAUCUCAUCGAGACCAAAGAAUCGUGUCAUGGUAACCGAGAGGGAAAAGUUCCCUUCACUGAAUGGCGGUCUUAUCAGACGGGGAAGAGGAGGAGGAGGAGGAGGAGGAGGAAGUGGAAGCGGAAGUGGCAGGGGAAGAGGGAGAGGUGGGGGGGACGACUCCGUGUCCCCAGGGGGGCGCCUCGAGUCCCCCCGACCUGGGGGCAAAGGGAAAAUGUUGACCUUAUGCGCAGGUUUGUUAUUCUUCUUGGUGCUCCUGAUGCCCGCAGUGGCCAUCAACCCUCUCUCCACCCUCGAAUGUCAUCGACGUCAAUAUACUUACAAGGUACACAAGACUGACGACAACGGUCGAAUAUGUUGGGACUACAUCAACGUCAUGAGCUGCUGGGGGCGAUGCGACUCAAACGAGAUAGCAGACUGGAAGUUCCCUUACAAGAGGUCUCACCAUCCAGUUUGUAUGCACGAGUCGACGCAACUAACGGAAGUAACGUUACGUAACUGCGACGAUGACGUCAGUCCGGGGACGGAGAUUUACGCCUUUCACGAAGCUACCAGGUGCGCCUGCUUGGUCUGCAAGUCGUCUGAGGCUUCCUGCGAAGGCAUACGAUACCGAGGAGCCCGCCGUGCCCCUCGCGCCAAAAUGCCCAGAGGUUAAAAUGCCCCGCGUUCUAAAAAGUGUAUAUUUACUCCCAGAUUGUUGGAUCAUUUCUUUAUAUCAGGAAUUUUAAACCUUCGAUUAAAUAGUUUGUGCUGACACACGAAUUUCAGCGACAGAUACUGCAAAGAAAUACGUCAAUAUCAUUCUGGUUUUCAAAUGUAAAAGGGAGAAAUUUCUAUUUGAAGUUAGGAUCCAACAUUCCAACUUCGAAGGAAGAUUUAGAAAAUCUUCUUUCAAGCAAGCUCAUGGGAUUCAGAAAGAAGGCGAGAAUUCCUUUCCUUCUAGAUUUUCAGGACUUGAAAGAAAGGUUUAGAGAGGUCUUCCUUCAAGCUCUGGGAACUUCAAAGGAACGUCUACGAAUAUCUUCCUGCGAGUUCAAAGGGCUCUGACAGAAGAUUUGAAGAAUGUCUUCCUUCAGGUUGCGAGGACUUCGAAGGAAGGGUACGAAUAAUAUCUUCCUUCCACUUCUGACUGGGAAGGAAUAUUGAGGAGUAUCCUCCUUCAAGUUCUGAGGAACAAAGGCAGCGUUACAUUUUCCGAUUCCAAAAGUAAAAAUUUUCCCUUCUAUUUUAGGAAAAAUUUAUCUUUAUUAUUCGAAAUCAGAGAGAUACAAUGAAUAUAUAAGCAAAAAAUAAAAGUUCUACUUCUGAUGUACGAAAAACUAAAAUAC